This is a messenger RNA of Salvelinus sp. IW2-2015, 1708 nucleotides long. It is a transcript of the gene ptrh1, whose product is annotated as peptidyl-tRNA hydrolase 1 homolog. The record is from RefSeq and is a predicted model, not a curated record. Gene Ontology annotation, molecular function: peptidyl-tRNA hydrolase activity. NCBI's taxonomy places the organism in Eukaryota, Metazoa, Chordata, Actinopteri, Salmoniformes, Salmonidae.
GUUUCAAUGGUCUAGAAGUGAAAUAUAAUUCCAAUACAUAAAGUUACACAAGGCUGAAAGGUAAAAAAUCACUAUUACACUGUUCAUUUUCUAUGAGCGUGUAGGCGUGUAUACGUGCAUUUAUAAACCUCCUAGCUAGGUGGCGGUACGCUUAAAAAGACCAGACGUUGGUCACAAUAAACCCUCUCACUUUUCUGGCCACCAGUCUCUUUGACUAAUGUCGAAGUUGCAUGGCAGGUCUAGUUCAGUAACAGAUUUACUCUUUUCCAACGUUUCUUAUUUUGUUUUCACAAUUGUAUUGAUAAAUCCAAAGCUAUAAACAUUUCAAAUAGGUUUGUUUAUAACUGAAGUGAAAUGUCAGGAGUACAUGAUUUAAUCUGAGAUGUUGAUGGUCACAGACAGUAGGCUAUUGAUACAACAAUGAAGUUAUGAAGAUUAAAGUGUUUAUGACGUUCCCUUUUUUGCACUCAUGAGACACGUCACUGUUGCUGGUAAACUUUGGUAUUGUGUGUCACAGUUUUUCAAGACGCUGUUGAACUUUGUUACAAUGAGACGACUUUUAUCGAAACUGAUAAACCGAGCGUUGCUGACUGAACCCUUUGCACCAGUAAUGGACAUUGGAGCAGGAGUCCACACAAAUGCUCGUCGGAGGCUGAUUGUGGGACUGGGCAACCCUGGAAUGAACGGUUCGCGCCACAGUGUGGGCAUGGCUGUGCUGGAAGCACUUGCUGCCCGGCUGAGGUUAGCUGAUAGCUGGCAUGGCGAUAGGCACGUUUCCGGUGAGGUCAUCGUAUCUGACAUCCAGGACACCCAAAUUGUGCUUCUCCGACCACGACUACUGAUGAACACAAACGGUGUAUCCGUGGCCAAAGCAGCGGUUAAAUACAGCAUCAAGCCUGAGCACAUACUGCUGGUUCAUGAUGAGUUGGAUAAGCCUCUUGGAAAGCUUGCUAUGAAACAAGGAGGGAGCGCCAGGGGUCACAAUGGUGUGCGGUCCUGUGUUGAGUGUCUGCAGACUGAUGUGAUGCCCAGACUGCGUGUUGGGAUUGGCAGACCAUCAGGUAAAACAUCAGUGGACCGGCAUGUUCUGGGCCGCUUCUCUCAGGAGGAGCAGAAGGUUCUGAGUGGGGUUUUAGAAGAGAGUGUGGACAUUCUCCUCUCCCAGCUCACUGACAAGGAGAAUAUGCAGUCCCCACUGUUGCCACGUGGAGGCAGACCAGCAUCACAGACUGGGAAACAAAGGGAGCGUUUAAGCGCUCCACGAAAGGACACGGCCACUGGCCAGACCUGAGACUGACGAAAGACUUUGACAGAGCCAGUGAAACUGUGACUACUCUGGGAUAGUAGCUUUGCUCCUGCUGAAACAAAGCUGCCUCUUGCAGAAAUAUGAAAGUGUGUACAUGUUUUUAUUUAUUAUGACUUUGUUUACGCUCUGGUUUAGGAUGUAUGUGAAAUGAAUGCCAAGUAAGCACACUUCGUUUCAAGGACAAAGAAUUUAGAUAUGUAUAAGAUAAUCAUCGCAUAGAUCUAGAUUGGUAUGCAUUUAUUUUUAAGUUUCCCAAACUACCAUGUGUAUGGCGUGAUAUAAUUAUGUGCAAGGUCUAAGGAGAGACCAAUACUUGAUAUUAAAAUUAUUAAACAACCGUCUUGCCAAUGGCAUUAAGAAAUGGAACUAAUAGUGAAUAAACUGAGGGGUUUCCUGAUAAAA